UUCACUUAUCUUCUCAUUUCAACAUAAAAGAAAGUAAAAGAAAAACCAAAUCACUAUGGAGUCCCACAACGUGAACAACAGCUUGAACGUAGACAUGGAGAAAGAUCAAGAAAAGGCUCUCGACUUCUCCAAAAGAGCUCAGUGGCUACGAGCCGCCGUCCUCGGUGCCAACGAUGGUCUUGUCUCCACGGCUUCGCUUAUGAUGGGUGUCGGUGCGGUUAAGGGAGACGUUAAAACCAUGAUGUUAUCUGGUUUUGCCGGUUUAGUCGCCGGGGCUUGUAGCAUGGCGAUCGGAGAGUUUGUCUCUGUUUACUCUCAGUACGACAUAGAGGUGGCUCAGAUGAAGAGAGAGAGCGGAGGGGAGAUCGAGAAAGAAAAGCUUCCGAGCCCGAUGCAAGCGGCUGCUGCGUCUGCGUUAGCGUUUUCUGUUGGAGCGAUUGUGCCUUUAUUGGCGGCUGCGUUUGUGAAAGAGUAUAAAGUGAGGGUUGGAGUGAUUCUGGCGGCGAUGACGUUGGCUUUGGUUAUGUUUGGGUGGUUAGGAGCGGUUUUGGGGAAAGCACCGGUGGUUAAGUCAUCGGCUAGGGUUUUGAUUGGAGGAUGGUUAGCUAUGGCCGUUACGUUUGGUUUGACCAAACUGGUCGGAUCACAUGGUAUGUGAUAGUUUGUG
Raphanus sativus (radish) is the source of this 667-nucleotide messenger RNA. Its product is annotated as vacuolar iron transporter homolog 1. The transcript has 2 exons. The record is from RefSeq and is a predicted model, not a curated record. Lineage: Eukaryota; Viridiplantae; Streptophyta; Magnoliopsida; Brassicales; Brassicaceae. The coding region runs from base 56 to 658 and encodes 200 amino acids. Gene Ontology annotation, biological process: intracellular manganese ion homeostasis. Gene Ontology annotation, molecular function: iron ion transmembrane transporter activity; manganese ion transmembrane transporter activity. Gene Ontology annotation, cellular component: membrane.